Agrilus planipennis (emerald ash borer) is the source of this 2480-nucleotide messenger RNA. Its product is annotated as UNC93-like protein MFSD11. The record is from RefSeq and is a predicted model, not a curated record. The transcript has 6 exons. Bases 349 to 1725 code for a protein of 458 amino acids. NCBI's taxonomy places the organism in Eukaryota, Metazoa, Arthropoda, Insecta, Coleoptera, Buprestidae.
CCGCUUGGCAUAGUGUAGUUAUACCUACUACAGAAAUAAUCCACGUUUCGAAAUCUAUUUUGACUUAGUAGACAAUAUUUUGAUAAUAAUUAGUACAAUUUUACAAGUAGGCUCAAUUUACCAGAUAAGUUUUAGAACGUUUGCUUUUUAUUUACUUAUCCAGUUUAUUUGAUUGAUCUUUAAUUGUCGUGAUAAGAAAGAUAUAAUACGCGUUACCUGUACAAUGUACCGUAUGAUAUUGAGUAAUUCGGUACUGUAAAUACCGGUUCAAUAAAAAAUAGUGAAAGUAUUAUAAAAGAGCGCGACACAAGUUUAUCGCUGCCAGUUGGCCGGGUGUUAGUGUAAGUGAUGCGAUACGAUCCGUGCAGGAUUAUUAUAUACUGUUUAGUGAAAGUAAAGAAUUGUCUUUUUAAUCCGCACGAUAUCAGAAUGACUAUAAACAAAAAAUUAUUAAAUGUCCUGCUCCUAGGAUUCGGAUUCAUGUUUGUUUUUACGGCAUUCCAGACUAUGGGAAAUAUACAAAAAACAAUAUUAGACAGCUAUAAAAACAAUGAAGAUCCAAAUUUUAACGGUGAUGGCUACAUUAGUUUAGCUCUUAUAUAUGCCAUAUUUUCGCUGUUCAAUUGGUCUGCACCUUCAAUAAUAUCGAGUACAGGACCAAGAAUCGUCAUGAUAUACGGAUCUAUAACCUAUUUGUUUUUUAUUUUAACGUUCCUGUCUCCAAAAACAUGGUUACUUUAUCUAGCAAGUGUGAUAAUCGGUACAGGGGCGGCUCUAAUUUGGACAGGACAAGGAAAUUAUCUAACUUUAAAUUCGACUAAAGAUACUAUAUCGAGAAAUUCAGGAAUUUUUUGGGCUUUAUUACAAGUCAGCAUGUUUGCUGGCAAUCUUUUCGUAUUUUUCCAAUUUCAAGGAUUAACGGAGAUAGAUAAAUCUACACGAAAUGUAACAGUAAUUGUUCUGAGUGUAGUUGCCGGUGUUGGGGUUGGAAUAUUUUUGUUAUUACCAAAACCACAGUUCGAAGAAGGAGACAUAGUUGAAGUCCAACAAAGCCCUAGAGACGCUUUCAUUGGAGCCAUUAAAUUAUUUCGUACAAGAAAAAUGUUACUUCUGUGUUUCACCUUCUUCUAUACAGGAAUUUCUCUAUCUUUCUUCAGUGGUGUUUACAGUUCUUGUAUUGGAUUUACUAAGCAGUUUGGAUCCCAAGCCAAACAGCUUGUUGGAUUAUCAGGGAUUUUUAUUGGACUUGGAGAAAUUAUUGGUGGUGCCCUUUUUGGGAUACUGGGAUCAAGAUUCUCUCGAUGGGGUAGAGACCCAAUUGUAAUUGCAGGGUUUAUUUUCCACGUAGCUGCCUAUUUUAUUACAUUCCUAAAUUUACCAAAUAAUUCACCAUUCGGGGACACAGAUGACAAAGCUUUUAUUACAAGUUCUCCAGCUUUGGCGAUUCUUUGUUCGUUUUUGUUGGGAUUUGGAGAUGCUUGUUAUAACACUCAAGUUUUUUCCAUAUUGGGAAGCAUAUAUGCCGAUAUUAGUGCCUCUGCGUUUGCAAUUUUCAAAUUUGUUCAGUCAGUAGCAACUGCAGCUUCAUUCUUCUACGCGAGUUAUGUACUUUUAACAAUUCAAUUGGGUAUACUUGUGUUUUUGGCAAUAGUGGGAACUGUGACAUUUGUUUUAGUAGAAUAUUCGGUCAAACAAGAACAAAAGGACGCUCAGGCAAUUGAAUAGAUCAGGUAAACAACAAACAAAAAAAGAAAUGAUUUUUCAUUCUCUGACUGGUAUAAAGACCGCUUAAACGGUGCGGUUUACUUCUUACCAUUCCCGUUGGUGUAAAGAUGCAUUUAGACUAAGCGAACGAAAUGUUCGCACACGUAUACCUACCAUCUUUGAUAGUUUAAUUUAUUGUCAUUUAAAUCUAUUUAGUUCGUUUUUUACGUUCUUGUUUGCUUAGUCUGAACACAUCCUUACAGCGAUAGAAGAUACUGCUCUUAAUGAUUUAUUUUGGAUUACAUAAUUAUUAAUAUUUAUGACAAUUGAGUCUCGCAUAAGAGAAUAUGAAUUUUUCCAAUUUUUUAUUCCGUCCCCUUCCUGUCCUAUUUAAAAGAACACCCUGUAUUUAUAUACUUAUUUCUGCUUUACACAAUCUUCUUUUUAGUUCUUUCCAUAGCGUAAUGACUUUAUCUAUCAUAGUAAUUAUCAUGAUAUAUUUAAUAUUCCUAUACCUACUACCUACGUUUUUAUUAGCCUUUUUUAAAGGUAAUUAUGACACAAAUGUACCUAUAAGACAUGACUGCUAGGGAUUAAGAAUAAUACUACUUAUCACAUGCAACUUUUAUCUAAAUGUAUACAUGUAUCAAUAUCUACCGAAUUAAGAGAUAAUCUGUGAUGGAAAAUGUGCAACAUGUAAAAAUGUAUUAUAUUAUAUUCAUGAAUUUAUAUAUAAAGGUGUGCUUUUGUAACGAAAUAUAUUAUUAAUGUAAUCG